Cydia fagiglandana is the source of this 353-nucleotide messenger RNA. RefSeq lists its product as uncharacterized. The record is from RefSeq and is a predicted model, not a curated record. NCBI's taxonomy places the organism in Eukaryota, Metazoa, Arthropoda, Insecta, Lepidoptera, Tortricidae. The transcript is spliced from 2 exons. Bases 18 to 353 code for a protein of 111 amino acids.
UUUGCUUUCGUGAUACGAUGAAGUUCUGUAUUGUGUUUCUUAUUGUGGUAUAUUUGUCAGAACUGGGCUAUUUGGCUCACAUCGCCUCACCAAAAUGUCCUUCAAACGAGUAUAACCCUGGUCCCAACUGCGGCACAGAGCCGACCUGCGCGCCCCCCAGCUCACACUUCUGGCCCAAACACACUUGCGACUGCUGGUGUAGACCUGGCCUAUACCGGGACGUGGAUACCAACGAGUGUGUGAAGAUAUGCGCUCCACCACCGGGAUUACCAUCGAGAUCAAGAAGACAGUUUACGAGAAAAACAUAUUACAAGUACAAUAAUAGAGGAAGGGCCGUAAAUCGUCAUUCAUAA